Messenger RNA from Manihot esculenta (cassava), 3197 nucleotides. RefSeq names its product NAC domain-containing protein 75. Gene Ontology annotation, cellular component: nucleus. NCBI's taxonomy places the organism in Eukaryota, Viridiplantae, Streptophyta, Magnoliopsida, Malpighiales, Euphorbiaceae. The transcript is spliced from 6 exons. The record is from RefSeq and is a predicted model, not a curated record. The coding region runs from base 1233 to 2600 and encodes 455 amino acids. Gene Ontology annotation, biological process: regulation of DNA-templated transcription. Gene Ontology annotation, molecular function: transcription cis-regulatory region binding; DNA-binding transcription factor activity.
UAUCUUCCUAUUUCGCCAUAUUCAUAAUCUCUUCCCUUUCUCUCAAAAAAAUAAUAAUAAAAUAGCUUUACUGUUUUAACGAUAAUCUCUUCUGCCCAAGAAAAUUUAACAACUUAACUGUGAGUGAGCUCAAAGUUUACUGCCUCGUAUAUAUAUACAUACACAGACUUGAGAAAGUUUUUCAUCCAGCAAACCUUUACCCAUCAAAAUAAUAUUAAUUUGUUAUUUAUUUUUUCCUUUUUUGAUUAAAUUAAUAAAUAAUUUUAUCAAGGAUAUGGGGUUUCUUCUUGAUAUAUGCUUUUGAAUGUGUGCCCUUAAGUAACAGCUGUGAAGGCCGUUUCUUGCCUUUUGCUUUAGUAGUCAAUAGGCCCUCAAAACAAAGAGGGUUGUGGCUGUGGCUGUAAGUGUGUGGGAGAGAGAAGCCUUCUGCUUUAGGAAAACCAGCUGUUUUUUUUUUUUUCCUUUUCUUUCUAUCCUGUUUUCUCUUUCUUUAUCUCUCUAUAUCUUUGCUUUCUCUCACAUAAACCGCUUACAUGCGCUUCUUAAAUUUGCAAAGGAUUAAAGUUGGAUGUCUAGGCUUGAGUGUAGCUUUUCCUUUUUCUCCCCUUAGCUUCAGUUAAAGUUAGAGAUUAGAGAGAGGGAUUUCUGGUGUUUUCCAUGGUUAAAGCAGGUUUUAUAGCUAAAUCCUGUUGUGACAGUUUCCUUUUUUCCUCCUCCUUGUUCUAGCUUCUCUCUUCUAUCGAUCCCUUCCGCGAUCUUUUUCUCUUUUUCCUUGCGGUUUAUAUUUUUUGUUUUUCUUUUUCCUGCAGUUUUGGUCCGAUUUCUCAUCUGGGUAUUGCUUAAUUUUUUCGGUCGAGCUUAGCUUUGUUCAUGUGUAAACUACAUAUUUAUAGAUAUCCAUGGUUCUUUGUUUUUGAUUUCUUGUUUUCUUGUUUGAAUCAUCUCUAAGUGUUUGCGGCUUGUUUCUUUGAUACCCAUCUCAAAGCACACUCAAAAAUUCAUAUAUUUUAUGCAUAUUUUGGAUUCUUGUUGUCAAAGGUCUAAUCCAAUAUAUCCGCAUCAUCUAGUGCGUUCUUCCUUAGUUCAUACAUGAUCAGAUCUCCAAUACAUGAUUUCUGGUAUAUAUAGAUAGCCAACAGGGAUAUGAGUGGGAAGCUGCUGUAUAAAGUUGAUAACUUGGUAGAAGAUUUCAAGACUUUGCGAGUAAGAAGCAGAUAGCAUCAGCUGCAGCGAUGAGUAAGAGUAAUUUGAGCUCCAUCAGCAGCUCUGAUCUCAUCGAUGCGAAGCUUGAAGAGCAUCAGCUGUGUGGAUCCAAGCAGUGCCCUGGUUGUGGACACAAGCUUGAAGGAAAGCCGGAUUGGUUAGGUCUACCAGCUGGUGUGAAAUUUGAUCCAACAGACCAAGAACUGAUAGAACACCUUGAAGCGAAAGUUGAAGCCAAAGACAUGAAGUCUCAUCCUUUGAUAGAUGAGUUCAUCCCCACUAUUGAAGGAGAAGAUGGGAUUUGUUAUACUCAUCCUGAGAAACUCCCAGGAGUUACAAGAGAUGGCUUGAGCAGGCAUUUCUUCCAUAGACCUUCCAAGGCUUACACAACUGGAACAAGAAAGAGAAGAAAAAUUCAAACCGAAUGCGACUUGCAAGGCGGAGAGACAAGAUGGCAUAAAACAGGCAAGACAAGGCCAGUCAUGGUGAAUGGCAAACAAAAAGGAUGCAAGAAAAUCUUAGUCCUCUAUACAAAUUUUGGUAAAAAUCGAAAGCCUGAAAAAACUAAUUGGGUCAUGCACCAAUACCACCUUGGUCAGAAUGAGGAAGAAAAAGAAGGAGAACUUGUGGUUUCAAAGAUCUUUUAUCAAACACAACCAAGGCAAUGCAAUUGGACUGAUAGGAGUGCAACUACUGGUGAAGGGAGCAGUGAUCCCAAUGGCAGGAGAGACAGUGGCAGUGGGAGCUGCUCUUCUAAAGAAAUAAUUCCACACAGAGAUGAAAUAACUGGAGCUGGAGUUGCUGCUGCACUAUCAACUUACAGUGCCAUGGAUAUCCAACAACUAAAAUCGGAUCAUUUUGGGUUUCCUCCCUUCAGGAAAAGCUUUGAUGAGGUGGCGAUCGGAGAAGCUUCAACGGCAAGGGAGACCCCAGUAUCUGGCACAUGUGAUGAGAUUCGGGAGCACCAUCAGAGGCCACAUCAUAUGGCCCAUGAUCAUCAUCAACAACAGCCGCAACACCACCAUAUACACCAUCAGAUUGCUACCACAGCCUUCCACAUCACCAGGCCUUCACAUCCCAUCUCCGCCAUCAUCUCUCCACCACCUCUCCAUCACACAUCCAUCAUUCUUGAAGAGGACCCCUACCAUGUCUCAAGAUUAAUGCUUCAAAACGAAAUCCAGCAGCAGCAGCAGCAGCAACACCACCACCAACAACAGCAACAGCAGCAGCAUCAUAAACUGGGAGGAAGGUCUGCAACUGGUCUAGAAGAACUCAUUAUGAGUUGUACCUCCACUGAUAUUAAAGAAGAGUCAUCCAUUGCAAACCCACAAGAGGCUGAAUGGUUGAAGUAUUCUUCCUUCUGGCCAGACCCUGACAACCAGGAUCAUCAUGGAUAGGAGCAAAAAUAAUAGAGAAUAAACAAAAACCCUACAGACAACAUCAUUAGCAUCAUCAUUAGUACUUGUGGCCUCCCAUGUUCUUUUCAAGAUGAGGCCAAGGAACCAUCUAUAUGGUUUUCUCUUUUUCCUUCUUUUUUCACUUGCGGGGGGGGACCUGCGGCUAAGGUUCUAAACAUCUAAUGGUCUCAACUGAACUAACUGUACAACAGUCCAAGUUGGAAAGAAAGAAGAAAGAACAAAAGGAAAAAGAAAGAAAAACAAAGAAAAAGAGAAGAAACCAAGAAAGGCUGCUCUCUACUGACAAAUAGAAGGAGAAACAAAGACCAGAGGAAAAUCUUCGUGCAUGAAAAUCAUCACCAUUAUCAUUACCAUAUCAUCUUUAAGCUUAUAUUAUUAUUAUUAUUUUAUUAUUUUAAGACAUCUGUAUAAGUUCUUUUAUUGUCCUUUGAUAAGAAAAAUACCAAAUAGUUUGUGCAAAUUGCAGGAGAAAAACUUUCUUGAUUUGUUGUGCUUAGUCAGUUUUUAGUCAAAUACGAAUAGGGAUUUAUAUGAUUUCUCUUUCUGAUAAUGAAAAAAAUAGAAUUGUUUAUGCCA